This is a messenger RNA of Aspergillus niger, 936 nucleotides long. RefSeq lists its product as uncharacterized. The transcript is spliced from 3 exons. NCBI's taxonomy places the organism in Eukaryota, Fungi, Ascomycota, Eurotiomycetes, Eurotiales, Aspergillaceae. The record is from RefSeq and is a predicted model, not a curated record. Bases 1 to 936 code for a protein of 311 amino acids.
AUGAGAUGGGGCGCUCGCAUAGCACUAUGUGCUAGUCUAGCACUCAUCUUGCCCUUAUAUCUCUUGAAGAUCCACCUCGAGGACCUUUGCGAUCAGUAUCGCGCGGGCGCAUAUCUGAUCAAUUGGCUGGAUUUGCGCCCGCCGAUGAACACAUUAAAUGGCUCUCGUCCUGUCACACCAGGGGAUAAAGUGAUUGUGAUGGCCAGGCUACAGGAAGAGCACACUGAAUGGGUCGAGCAGGAGCUACCAGACUGGCAACGUGCCAUAUACAUCGUGAAUCCCUCCAAAAAGGUCGCAGCUGACGGCACAAUACUCACAACCCCGCUGAACAAGGGUCACGAGUCCAUGGCUUAUCUCACCUACCUAAUUGAUCACUACGACACCCUACCAUCCACUAUUGCUUUCCUUCAUUCCCAUCGCUCGGGUUUCCUGAUGGCCUGGCAUGUAGAUGCGCCCUUACACGACAAUGUCAUUGCGAUGAAAUCCCUGCGUCUCAACUUCGUCCAAGACAAUGGCUAUGUCAACCUCCGCUGCAACUGGAACCCGGGGUGCAAGCAGGGCCAUCGCACCAACCAGCACGUGACGGAAGAAGUCUUUGCAGAGAUAUUUGAGGGCACCAGCACCCCGCCUUUGAACUCCACCGGGGGCCUUACGAUGCAAGAUGAAUACGACGAAGCUAAAUACCAGAAGUUCCUGCAAAUGCCGAAACAGAUUGGCGCGGCGUGCUGUGCGCAAUUCGCCGUGUCCCGGGAGCAGGUCCACCGACGACCACGAGAGGACUACAUCAAGAUCCGCCAGUGGAUAAUCGAUACCGACAAGGAUGACGCCAGUAGUGGCCGUGUCAUGGAAUUUCUCUGGCAUGUCAUAUUCGGCAAAGAAUCAAUAUACUGUCCCGACGAAGAAGUCUGCUACUGUCAAGUUUAUGGACAAUGUUGA